Messenger RNA from Radiomyces spectabilis, 675 nucleotides. RefSeq lists its product as uncharacterized. The record is from RefSeq and is a predicted model, not a curated record. The transcript has a single exon. Lineage: Eukaryota; Fungi; Mucoromycota; Mucoromycetes; Mucorales; Radiomycetaceae. The coding region runs from base 1 to 675 and encodes 224 amino acids.
AUGCUUGCCAAUAUUGCCUCUCGUGCACCAGCUCCCAGUCCGCCACGUUGUCGCUCCAUGACUCACAUCUCAAUGUCUCCAACUCCUGAGCCAUCGAUCCCAGCAAUUCCUUCCACCCCUCCUUCACCAUUGGCUCUCGUCGCCUCAGAGGAAGUACAGGUUUCCCGCCCGGCUGCCGCCGAUUAUUUUUCUGACGACAACUCUGUCUCCAGCCUGGACUCUGAUCUCGUUGCUGCUCUCCACAAUGACACCCAACAACGACGCCUCCAACACUCCCAGCCAAAUAAUCGCACCAUGUCGCCCGCAUCCAUAGACUCACGGAUUCAACAAUGGCUCGACUACUCCAGACAGCCUGAUGCUCCUUCUGCGCAUGUCCCCACUGCUCUUGUUCCCGCCGCUGGCACUACCGUUUUGGCUACUUCUCUACCCACACCUAUGAAUUGCUCCACUGCUGAGACUCACGAUGUUACUACUGAGCACAUCCCCUCGAUUGCACCCUCGCCCGCUGAUGAACUCAUGUCCUCUCCGAUAGCUGCCCCCACUACCUUUUUACCGUCUCAUGCAGCUCCUUCGACUCUGAUGCACCUUCGAUACAGCCAUGGCGGCCCCACAAUCCCGGGAUUUACCCUCCUACAGUGGCUGAAAAAAUUGUCCAAACCUAUGCCAGUUUUUUAA